This is a messenger RNA of Thyridium curvatum, 882 nucleotides long. RefSeq lists its product as uncharacterized. The record is from RefSeq and is a predicted model, not a curated record. Lineage: Eukaryota; Fungi; Ascomycota; Sordariomycetes; Thyridiales; Thyridiaceae. The transcript is spliced from 3 exons. Bases 1 to 882 code for a protein of 293 amino acids.
AUGUCGAACCAGACCAUCGAGAGCCAAUUUAAGUUCCUGAUCUCGUGUAUCCGGAACACGACAUCUCCUGGAAAGAUCGACUUUCAGGGCGUUGCCGAUGAGCUCGGUAUUGUCUCGAAGGGCGCCGCAGCCAAGCGCUACGAGCGACUCAUGAAAGCUCACGGCAUCACCAACUCCACCCCCGGAGGCAACGGCGGUCGCUCCACUCCAGCCUCGGCUCCGAGCACCCCUGGUCCCGGCUCGGCCCGCAAGAAGCGCAAGACCGGCGCGACUACGGCCGUUGUCGCGGCCGACGACGAGAUCACCGCUCCCAAGGAUGACGAAGAAGACCUCAAGGUCGAGAAGGGCGUCAAGGCUGAGGCCAAAUCUGCUGGUGCUCGGCUGAACGGUGCGUCCAUGUCCUCGCUUGCGACUAUUCCAGACUAUAGACCCUACCUUGCUCUUUCGGCGGCGGCGGGGGCGGCCUUGGCACCGGGAGAAUCGCCUGCCGUUCCCACGCCUACUUCGGCGCCCAAAGAAGGUAGCAGCGGCCAGUCCGCCGGUAACGACGCGGAUGAUGACGUCCUGCUCGUUUACGAGACACAAAAGAGACCCGUCGAGAAUGCCACCGCCGCAUCCUGCCCCGGCCAGGCCGUCUCGUCGGCCGCCCAGCAACCGACCCCGCCGCCGCAGCCGAUGCUGCAGCACUCAUGCGAGCACCAUACUAACUACGGUUUCCCCAUGUCGCAGCCCCCGCUUACUCUGAGGACGACUACGCCAUCUGAGCCCUUCGCGGGCUACGCGCUUCCACCCAUGGUCGACUGGUAUAACUCUGCACAGCCGUCCGUCUACCCGUUCUAUCACGUCGUCCCCAAGACGGAGAACCAGUGGAAGUCGUCUUGA